AUGGACCUCUCAGUCCACUGGAUGUGGCUCCUGGCUGGUGCUCUCGGUGUGGUCUUUUGGCCCGGCCCUUGCAACUCCCUUCCCCAGCGACUGUGGCUCGCGAAAGACUUGCGAAAGUCAGUGACCAAGAAGAAGCACCCUUGGCUCUACGACCGGGCGCUUCGAAACCAGCCGGGGAUCGCAGCUGGGGAGAUUGUGGCAGUUUGCUGGAAGAAGCAGAUGCUGGCAUAUGGCUUUCAUGACCCAACGUCACCUCUCCGGGUCCGCCUGCUGUGGUGGCCUGAGGAUGGCCCGCCCAUGCCAGGCGACCCUUCCUGGGCCCAAGACAUCGCCCGCCGGGCAGCCGCAAGGUUGCCCAUCAUCAUCGAUGCCUUCGGCGAAGCUGGAUACAAACUCUCCGGCGUGAUCAACAAGGACGGCACCGAGACGCUGUGGGGAACUGCGCCCUCAAAAGAAGCUUCCAGCUUCGAGGAGAACGGCGUCAUGUAUGAGGUUGACGUUUGGCACGGCCACAAGACGGGUUUCUUCCUGGACCAACGCCCCAAUCGGCUUCGCCUUAGGGAGCUGGCAGCCGGGAAGGACGUUUUGGAUCUCUUCAGCUACACCGGGGGCUUCGCCGUGGCAGCAGCCCUCGGAGGGGCCCGACGCUGCUUCGCGGUGGAUGCUGCCAGGAAGGCUGUUGAGGCUUGCGAGCGCAACUUCCGUCUGAACGGGCUUCAUGCACAGGUCUCUUCCGGCACUGAGCAGUUCCAGACCACGCAGAAUAUGAUCCACCUGGCGGAUUGCUGGGAAUUUCUCCGAAAUGCCGCGGAAGCCAAAGAUGCUUUCGACAUCGUUGUGUGCGAUCCUCCGUCCAUGGCCCCGCGAGUCAGUGCGAGGCCUCAGGCGCUGAAGGCCUACAACUCCCUGAAUCAGGGCGCUUUGAAAGUGUUGCGGCCGGGCGGCCGGCUGAUCAGCUGCUCUUGCAGUUCGCACAUCACGCGGAAGGAUUUGCUGAACACCGUCCAGGAGGCCGCACAGCUCUUGGGUCGUAGUGUGGUCCUGGAGGAGGAGGGCUCGGCCGGGGCAGACCAUCCGACUCGGCGUGGCUUCCCCGAGGGCGAGUAUUUGCAGGCCUAUCUGCCUCCUCGCACACGCCUCUGCUACCACUUCAUCCGCGGAUGCUGCAGAUGGGAGCACAACUGUAGGAGGCAUCAUCCGCACGAGAGGCAGCUGGCAGAGAUUUCUCAACUCUUGAGGAUGGUCCCAUGCCGCUGGGGCUCGCAGUGCAGGAUGAAGAACUGCGUCUUCAAGCACGAGGAUCCCGAAUGGCAACGUGCGGAGGAUCCGGAGGUCCAAGAACAGCAACGUGCGGAGAGCGACGAAAGCUCGGCAGAGAGCAUCGCCUGGGCCAGCAGCCGUGAAGGUUCUACAAGCGCCAGCACCACCGAGGACGAGAGCAGUGCUUCUGAUGACGAGGAGAUGUCGCGGUCAAGGCAGCAGUUUUUGCAGAGCAAGGCGAAUCCUGUGUUGAUCUUCCAGGAUGCCGGCAUUUGCAUAAUCAGCAAGCCUGCAGGCUGGUCGGCCGACCACUGUCCAGUGUCGCGGGGCCCGGAUGGCCGUCCGCUGAGUCUCAAGGCGCUGCACAGCAGCGGUAGCAUCGAGCCACUCUCCCGGCAUCCGGCUUCGCCGGUUGGCUCCUGGAGACCUUUUCUUGCUCCAGGACCCACCGUUUCUGGCCUAGCGCUGAUGACGCAGACGGAGGGCGCCCCGAGGCGGCGAUUGGCCCGUGCAUUCCGCACCGGGCGUUUGGCGUCCUACUCGCUUGCACUGGUCGAGGGGAAGCUCGAUCCACAGCGUAGCUCAGCUGCUGCAAGGUGCGAAAGCGGCCUCUUGGAGGUCUUGGCUUUAGCGGGGCUGGAGCGACGCUGCAGCGAGACCUGGGGCAGUGAGGCCAGCUGCGAGCACUUCACACUCCUGCUCGUCAAGGUCCUUUUCAGGGAGGAUGUGUCGUUGCCCUUGCCCACUGGUGCAGCUCUCUUGCAAAGGCUGAACUGCAGUAGCCUUGACCAGCUUCUGCUGGGGGGCCGCUCCAUCACGGGCGAGAUCCAGCCAAAGGAUGGCGAUGAAGAGGUCACACUUACGUUGGUUCGAGUUCGCUGCAACCUUCUUGAAGGCCUCGCAGAAGACCUGGUCAGAAGCCUCACUUGUACCAAUGCUCUCGAGCUUCCACCUGGCUACCUGAAGCAAGAAGACUGCCUCUCCCUUGUCAAGUCCGUUACCGUCCGCAACUCUGGAUGGUACUUUUGGGAGCACACGGUCUCGUCGCAUGUGCUGCUUCUCCAAGAUGGCAGCAUAUUCACGAAGCAAAGCUCCAGUGUCGUGAACGGCAAGACAGGGAAGCAGAUCCAUUGUCACUCGAUUGCAGAGGGCCGGUUCGAGCCAAUUCUGACAACACCCGGUGAGCUCCUUGUUACCUGGACCAGUGCAGCAGAAAUCGAGGUAAAAGGGCCGUUGAAGGCGGCUCCAGAUUUUGCAAAAGCCACAUGGGAGCGCAGGAAUGUUUUGGAUGUUCUUCCGACAGCGCUUCAGACGGGGACGGGCCACUUGGACCUGCAGCAGCUUUGCUACAAGUGGCCUCAGUCCCAGCAGGCCCACGCCAGCCUUGUCAUGCCAUGCAACAUGAACACGAACAGGAUCGAGCACAAGAGAUCCAACAACACGACAGCCGGAUGCAGCAGAGGCACGAGCCACUGCCUGGCAGCUGCCAUGAAGGAAAAUGUCGGAGCAGCAUGCAAGACAAUUACCAUUGUCACAAGGAGGGGUUUGCUGCCGAUGGCAUGGGGUCGUGCCGCGCUGGGGGACAGCAACGGACCCACGGAGGGCAGGACCGAGCAGUGGUUUGGUGGCCGGCCCUUCUUCCACGGCUUGGCCACGGCUCUCUCGGACCCCUGGUGGUGGGCAGACACCACCUAUCCGGCGGUCAUGGUGUACCCGCUUCCUGAUGACUUGCGCCAUGCGCUGUCGCAGCUUGAGGUCUCCAGCGGCAGCUCGCUUACGGAAACAGGGCCCUUGUGCACAAGCUCGCAGGCGGAGGAGCACCUUCAUCCGGCGAUGAGCUUCGUGUCCAUCGGCUGUGCGGUGCAAAAGGCCUUGAUGAAAAAGGGUCUCCUGCCGGCAGAGCUGACGGCCGCACUGGGUGUUCCGCCCGACUGCGGCGCCGUGGCUCCAGCCGUGGUUCCCGAGCCAAGCCCCUACGGCAUGCCAAGGUUCGUCCGGGAUCGCUGGAAAAAUGACGUGCCCAAAGGGCGCUGGCUCAGCAGCUUCCUCCAGCAGGCCCUCGCCGCGGCUGACAAGUACGAGCUCAACGUACUGGAAGGUGGCUGGGUCUUCGUUCUCGACCUCUUUCGGCGUUUCCCACAGCUCCACGAAGCAAGCUUCGGGACUGCCCAUGCUCUCGUACGGCUGCUGGGCAAAGAUCCUACAAGGGCUCUCGAGGCCAAGCUCCGGCGUAGUCAGAUCGUCAUGAGGCUCGUCGAGGCUCCAGAGCGUUUGCAGGCCUUUGUCGAGGCUUAUGCCUCGCGCUUGGCACCGGAGUCCCACCUGGAG
Messenger RNA from Symbiodinium sp. CCMP2456, 3588 nucleotides. Lineage: Eukaryota; Dinophyceae; Suessiales; Symbiodiniaceae. The record is from the annotation of a GenBank genome assembly.